CGGAUUACGUCGUUACGUAAUCAGACUAUAGCUGUGCUUUGUCUAGUAUCAACGUUUGCAGACUCGGAGUAAAGGCGAUAUAUCACAAGGACACAUUUUUUAAAAUGGAUACCGGUACUCUAGCCACAUCAUUCCAUGUCUGGCAAUAUCGACACCAUUUCAUUUUUAAGGAGUUAAGAGACAAAAAUAUGACCGUCCAGUGUGUUCUAUGUAAACCUAAAAUCCGAAUUCUGUCUACGUCCAAGAACUCGACAUCAAAUCUGAAAAAACAUUUAGAGAGAAAGCAUGCCAGCAUGUAUCUGAAGUCUAAAGGUGGGGUAGAUGGUUCCAAUGGACCAACCACCUCAGACUCUUCUAGGGAGCCACGCUACAAGAAAUCCAAGCUGGAAAAUCUCAACCAAAUUACAUCACAGUCAAAGGUGAAUGCCUUGGUGUUUAAUUUCAUGGUAGAAGAUGCCCAGUCACUGUCUGUCUUGGAACAACCUGCAUUCAGGAAGCUAAUUGAUGGCUUAAGUGGAGGGAAGAUGUCCAUGACCAAAAAUACUUUUAUCAGUAGACUUGAAAUGGCAUACUCCAGAAUGAAGGAGGAACUGAAGGAAAAGCUGGAUAGUGUGCAAUCUGUGUGCACAACAGCUGACAUCUGGUCAGCUCACAAUAGAAGCUACAUUGGAAUGACCUGUCAUUGGUUUGAAAAGAAUGAACUGGAGAGGAAGUCUGCGGCACUAGCCUGUGCCAGAAUACGAGGUGCACACACACUGGAUAAAAUUGCAGCCAAAAUACACGAGAUUCACGUGGCCUAUAAUCUUGAAAACAAACUUCAGGCUAUAGUUACUGAUAAUGGUAGCAAAUUUGUCAAGGUCUUCAAGGACUUUUCCAAGGGGGAUGAUGAAGAAAAUGCCGAAGAUGACAUUGUUGAAUUUCAGGAUGUUGGCACUAUACUGGAUAGAGAAGAUGAGACAAUGCAGCUAUUUUUGUAUCGGCACCAACGAUGUGCAUCCCAUGCAUUAAAUUUGAUUGCUACUGAAGACCUAGCACACAUUCUAUCACAGGGAGAAACUGCCCGGGUGUAUUUCAGCUCAAUGGGCAAAUGUUAUGCCAUAUGGAAUGGUGUCCACCAGUCCCCACUGGCUAUAGCAGCAAUGGAGGACAUAGAGAAAAUGAAGUUGACCGCUCCUUGUGUGAGUCGCUGGAUUUAUGAAUACGCUGCUGUUGAAAAGAUUGUCUCUCUCCCUGAAACAAAACUAAUGGAUGCUUGUGACAGCUUGGGCAUCCCAAGAAUGCUAUCUUAUGAGAUAGCAUUUUUAAAAGAAUACAUAGAUGUCUUCAAGCCUCUUUCUUUUGCACUGGAACUCUUCCAAGGAGAGCAAAAAUGUUUUCUUGGGCUGGUCAUACCUACAGUACUCACGUUGAAGAAAAAGCUAUGUGAGAAGAAAACUCUUGCACUCUAUCUGUUUGAUGUCAUCAAUCCUGUUCUAGAAGCAAUAGAUUCCCGCUUCAAACAGCUGUUUGCCAGUAUGGAUGCAAAAAUAGCAACAGCUACUACUCCACAAUUUCGUUUAUGGUGGCUCCCUGAAACUGAGAGAGAUGAAAUGCAUUUGAUGCUUGUGGCUGAGGCGAACCGAAUUGAGCCGUCUGAGGGUGCCCCAAUCGGCAGUGACGAAGUGCAGUCAGAAGACGAAUUCUUCAGUUUCGGACCUGGGACUGGUAACAGUGACACAGAAGAGGAAAUCCGGCGGUACCUGGAGGGAACUAGCAAGAAUCUUGGCUGCCUAAAAUACUUUCCUAGAGUGAGAAAGCUUUUCCUCAAAUACAACACUAUUCUUCCCUCAAGUGCUCCUGUGGAGCGGCUCUUCAGUCAUAACGGGAACAUUCUCACUCCCCAAAGGAAUGGUCUGACAGAUGACCAGUUUGAACAAGUUAUCCUUUUGCGAUACAACAGCAAAUUAUUCCCUGAGUAAGAAAAUGCAAUGGGAUUUCUUUCUCAGAUCACAGGUGUUUUUUUGGUUGGGGUCCAGCUCAUGUUGAAUAUGUUUAUUUUAGAUUGCAUACAUAUGAAGUGACUAGUGGAAGUCUUCACAACCCUUUGCAUCCUUCUAAUUGGCUGGCUUUUCUCUGAAAUGUACUCUGUGUUCCAGGCACUAUAGUUCCAGGAGCCACUGUGCAUGUGAAGAUCAAGUUCCCCUUACUUCGCUUGUCACCUCAUAUUUUCACUUUACUUACGAUUUGAUUGAUAUAGCCUACGUGUCUGCUGCAUAUUACACAAAUAUUUAGGAUGUAAGCUGGAACAUUCUGUCUUUUUAAACGUAUAAGAUAUAAGCAGGAGAAACCAGGUGUAGUCCACCGCUCCUUCCUUCCCAUACUAUACACACUUAAAAAUGUUGUACAGCAUGUCUGUUGUAUCUUGUCACAGCAAGUUGUAACAAACAAGCACGACAAAGGCAUUCUAUUUAAGCAACAUAUCAAACACAUGCAAGACGCAAGUAGAAAUGUAAUGUUCUUUUUUUUGCAUUACAAUUGCAAAAUUGUUUGAGGUUAAUUGGGCCAUUCAAAAUGAAUGUCAAACUGUGGUUGCCAACUGCUACGGUCGAGUGUUAUUCCUGCCAAGAUGUGGACGUCUGGCAGAUUUAAAUAAUGUGCUUUUAUGCGGUUUGUGUACUUGCAUGAUCAUUGCAAACCACAGAAAACAGGGGGCAGACAAUUAGUCAGUGUUACUUUUAAUAACAUCGGAAGAAGCCUAACUAUAAAGAUGUCAUCAUCACAAUGUAGUUUAACAGGUGAUUACAACCCAGUUUGUAUAAAGAGAUAACAUUUCUUGCCUCUGUUCUGAAUUGCAGAGCUCAAUGGCCAAAGCCAGUAAAGUGGUCAUUGUACUUUUUAGGGUGCCCUCUUUCUUAUGGGAUGUUAAACCCGGUGUCCAGACUCUGCUCAAUAAAGAAAACAUGGCACUUAUAAUAGUAGGAGCGUUAACCAUGUAGCCAUAACCUCAAUGUUAUGGCUGCAUUUCCACGUUGGCCCUCAUACCGUUAUCGUGACAAUACUGGCAGAUUGCAGUGCAAAUUGUCCCAAUGCCGUCCAGUGUUGAUUGGUAGGGUGUUAUACAUGGUUGCCUUGUCUUGUUGUCUUGCUCUAGCAACUUCUUUUUUGGUUUGGGCAUCUGCAAGCUCAGUUGUGGUUGUUGAGAAUGCACGCAAGUAUCGGCAAAUACUUCCUGGUCGAGAGAGCCGUGUGAUAAGAAGAACUGUUUAGUGAAAUGUGCGUUGGGGUACAUGUCUCGAUCUUUGACUUUCCCACCAAACCUGCCGGGGAGUUGCUGUGAUGGCUUUCUAAAAGAUGUUAAGUGUUCCUGAGUGGUCCGGUCUCAGUCCAGGAUUGAAUUUGCUUAAAUCUGUGACAUGACAAUGUUUCCAAUCAUAUUUCCAGAGCUUAAGCAAAUUUGAUAAAAAUAUUUUUUUUCACAAUGUUUGAAUGGAUUCUCAGCUGUAAUGGCUGCCACAUAUGCUUUUGCAAAGUAUCAACUCUGAAUUGUGGUUUUCUUUGAAAAAAGAUGUACAUUUAUAGCAAAUUUAUAUGUAAGGAUAUGUAGACUUUCAUUUUGUACUGUACUUAGAACAUUGAGUUAGGAAGUAGUUGAACAUGAACGUAGUAAAACAGUAGUCUACUAAUUGUUAAAUGUGAGCAUAGUCUACUAGUGAUAUUGCGUGCCAACCGCCAAUUAAACACCAUAGAAGAAGUAGUCUAGUGCUUAAAAGGGAAUGUGGACUUUACUAGUUGCCUACCUGUGAAAAAAUACGUCUGGUAUUUGCUGACAAAGAUUAGUCAAUGGCUAGGACUAAUUUGUGUCCCUGAGUGUUCUGUAGUAGUUAUUAAUUGGUAUUAAUCUACUUUCCUUUACUAAUUUCCCUACAAAUAAAUGAAAGAAGGCUACUUACCUAAUUACCUUUUACAAAUGAUUACAUAAAAAUGGGUCUAAUAAAAAUCCAAAUGUAAAAAUUA
Molecule: messenger RNA, 3993 nt
Organism: Esox lucius (northern pike)
Lineage: Eukaryota; Metazoa; Chordata; Actinopteri; Esociformes; Esocidae
Gene: zbedx
Exons: 2
Coding region: 105-1958 (617 amino acids)
Molecular function (GO): protein dimerization activity; DNA binding
Source: RefSeq, a predicted model, not a curated record